Molecule: messenger RNA, 207 nt
Organism: Spirometra erinaceieuropaei
Lineage: Eukaryota; Metazoa; Platyhelminthes; Cestoda; Diphyllobothriidea; Diphyllobothriidae
Source: the annotation of a GenBank genome assembly
AUGGGCAAAGAGGAAGAAGAAGAAGAAGAAGAAGAAGAAGAUGAUGAUGAUGAUGAUGAUGAUGAUGAUGAUGACGACGACGAGGAUGACGAUGAUGAUGAUGAUGAUGAUGAUGAUGAUGACGACGAUGAUGAUGAUGAUGAUGAUGAUGAUGAUGAUGAUGAUGAUGAUGAUGAUGAUGAUGAUGAUGAUGAUGAUGAUGCCUGA